UAUAAAAUACACGUAAGUAAAUAUUUUCUCAGAAAAACAGAAAGCGUGACGGCGGAAAACAGAAACGAACUGGGCUUUAAAUUUCUAAUUUCAUUCGCUCCAUUUAGAAUCACUCCACUGUACAGAUUCCCACACAUGAUCACGAUCGCUAGGUGUUUGAUAAAGGUUUAUGAGGCAACUUGAAUAGAUAUUUUGGGAUAGGUUUAGAAGGAUGGACUCUGCGUGUAGAUUUUUGCAGCCUAGGGUGAUUUGCGGUAAUGAAGGAACUAGCUAUAGCUUUUUGGAGAGUCUUAACUGGAGAUCGAGUUUUGAUUGUAAAAUUAUUGGCAAUGAGAGGUUAAAGUGGAAAGGUCGAUCAACCAAGUUGAUGAAAUUGGCUUCAAGUAGUAGAAGGGAAUUAGAUAGUUAUCGAGGUUGUCAUCAUUUACGGAAGAGUUUGGGGUUUAGUUUCGGGUAUCGUGUUGAACCAUUGAGAGGAGAGGUUAGACCAUGCUGCCAGGGGAAUGAUUCAGUUGCUUAUAUUGAAGGAAAUGGUAAUGAUCGAAGAGUGGAAUAUGGUAAGAGUUCUGAUGAGAAGAAUUUAACAGAAGGGGUUGAUGACAGUUCAGAAGGAAAUGAGGUAGUGGAGGAACUUGGAAAGAGUGAAGAAGUAGAAGUCCCAAGUUUAGAUGUUUUGAGGGAAUUGUUACAAAAGGCUUGUAAAGAACUGGAGAUUGCACGGUUAAAUAGUUCCAUGUUUGAGGAAAAAGCACAGAAGAUAUCAGAAGCUGCAAUAGCUUUGAAAGAUGAAGCAGCCGUUGCGUGGGAUGAUGUCAAUUCUGCACUUAAUUCUAUCCAAGAGAUUGUAAAUGAAGAGGCUAGCGCAAAAGAAGUUGUUCAAGCUGCAACAAUGUCCCUUUCUUUAGCAGAAGCAAGGCUUCAGGUGGCAGGGGAAUCAUUAGGAAUUACGAAAAGAAAAACUUCUUAUAAGGAAAAAGUUACAGAUAGUGAUACAGAAACUGAUAUCGUAGGAGAUAAAUCAAAUUUAUUAAGAGAAGAGGAAGAGACUUUCUUGUCUGCCCAGGAGGAUAUUAAACAGUGCCGGACUGCUUUAGCUAAUUGUGAGAUGGAGCUGAUGCAGUUGCAGAGCAAAAAACAAGAACUGCAGCAGGAAGUGGACAGACUGACUGAGGUUGCAGAGAAAGCAGAAAGCGAUGCUUCAAAAGCAGAGGAAGAUGUUGCUAACAUAAUGCUUCUUGCUGAGAAAGCUGUUGCUUUUGAACUUGAGGUUGCAAAACAUGUGAAUGAUGCAGAAAUUGUUCUACAGAAAGCUCAGAGAACUCUCUCUGUUUCCCCUCCAAGUUAUUCAGAAAGUACAACACUGCAGAAUGCAUCAUCUCAGGUAAGUGAGGGUGCACUCAAUGAUGAAGACGAGAUGAGCCGUGAAAAUUCAGUUGAUAGCAUUGUUGAUAGAGACAAAAAAGUGCAGCAGGAUACUACCCUGUUAGUCAGUGAAGGCUCAUCAGAUAGCCAGUUUGAUAUCCAAGGACAGAGAAAUGAAGACUCCAGAGAGUCAGAAGACAGUGACUUGGAGAAUGGAAAGGUAAGUACUUCACAGAAAGAGACUGAAGAAGAAACAGAAAUGUCAAAGAAUGUAGUUCAAAAUAAAAAAUCAGAGUCAACCAAGGAUUUGAAUCAAGACAGCUCACUAUUUAAUACUCCAAAAGCAUUGCUGAAUAAAUCUUCCCGUUUCUUCCCAGCAUCAUUCUUCUCUUUUGCUGGUGAUGGGACUGAAUUCACCCCAGCUUCAUUUUUUUAUGGUCUUGUUAAUUCUGGAAGAAAGCAACUGCCAAAGCUGGUUGUUGGCUUGUUGCUUGCGGGAUCAGCGUAUGCAUCUAUAUCAAUUGGCAUCCUAUUGACCAAAGUGCUGAAAUUUCUCAACAGGGUAACUUUCUAUACCACUCGCACUGAGAGGGUCAGUCAGAUCUUCCAACAGACGGAUAUUAUGGCUACUAGUAUUGAUGAAGUUUCGUUAAAUACGAAGCCUUUAUUUCGACAGUUGAGGAAAUUACCCAAGAAAAUAAAAAAUUUAAUGGACAAGUUUCCUCAUCAAGAGAUAAAUGAGGAGGAAGCUUCUCUCUUCGAUGUGUUGUGGUUACUUCUUGCAAGUGUUAUUUUUGUCCCUCUGUUCCAGAAAAUCCCAGGAGGGAGUCCUGUUCUUGGCUAUCUGACUGCUGGUAUCUUGAUCGGACCUUAUGGUUUUUCUAUUAUUCGUAAUGUACAUGGAACAAAGGCCAUUGCUGAAUUUGGCGUCGUUUUUUUGAUGUUUAAUAUUGGCCUUGAGCUUUCUGUUGAAAGACUAAGUUCCAUGAAGAAAUAUGUUUUCGGGUUAGGUUCCGCUCAGGUCUUGGUAACAGCAGUGGUGGUCGGCAUGAUUACUCAUUUUGUUGCUGGUCAGGCAGGUCCUGCAGCACUUGUCAUCGGCAAUGGAUUGGCAUUAUCUUCUACUGCUGUUGUCCUCCAGGUACUACAGGAAAGAGGAGAAAGCACAUCACGCCAUGGACGAGCAACAUUUUCAGUAUUACUUUUUCAGGAUUUAGCUGUUGUGGUUUUGCUAAUCCUCAUUCCUCUUAUCUCGCCAAAUUCAUCUAAAGGAGGGGUUGGCUUCCAAGCAAUUGCCGAAGCUCUUGGAUUGGCAGGCCUCAAGGCUGUUGUUGCUAUUAGUGCAAUUAUAGCUGGAGGACGCUUAUUGCUUCGUCCAAUAUACAAACAAAUUGCCGAGAAUCAAAACGCAGAGAUAUUCUCCGCCAAUACGCUCCUGGUUAUUCUUGGUACAAGUCUGCUUACUGCAAGGGCUGGGCUUUCAAUGGCUUUAGGAGCAUUUUUGGCUGGUUUGCUCCUUGCCGAGACUGAAUUCUCUUUACAGGUGGAAUCCGAUAUUGCUCCUUAUCGCGGCCUUUUAUUGGGUCUCUUCUUCAUGACGGUAGGAAUGUCCAUUGAUCCGAAACUUCUCCUUUCGAACUUUCCGGUUAUUAUGGGGACAUUAGGACUAUUAAUUGGUGGAAAAACUAUAUUGGUUGCUCUGAUUGGCAAGGUUUUUGGUGUCUCCAUUAUAUCUGCGAUAAGAGUUGGUCUUCUACUUGCUCCAGGUGGAGAAUUCGCGUUUGUGGCUUUUGGCGAAGCUGUCAAUCAGGGUAUAAUGUCUUCUCAGAUGUCAUCUCUGCUGUUUCUGGUUGUUGGAAUCUCAAUGGCUCUUACACCAUGGUUAGCUGCUGGAGGUCAGUUAAUAGCUUCUCGUUUUGAGCAGCAUGAUGUCCGAAGUUUAUUACCUGUUGAGAGUGAGACAGAUGAUUUACAAGAUCAUAUUAUAUUAUGUGGAUUUGGACGUGUCGGCCAGAUCAUUGCUCAACUUCUUUCUGAAAGACUGAUUCCAUUUGUCGCUCUUGAUGUCAGGAGUGAUCGAGUAUCAGUUGGGCGUGCACUCGACCUUCCCGUCUACUUCGGUGAUGCUGGUAGUAGAGAGGUUCUGCAUAAAAUUGGGGCUGAAAGAGCUUGUGCUGCGGCUAUAACUUUAGAUACUCCAGGUGCAAAUUAUAGAACUGUUUGGGCUCUGAACAAGUAUUUUCCCAAUGUGAAGACCUUUGUGCGUGCUCAUGAUGUUGAUCAUGGGAUUAAUCUAGAAAAGGCUGGUGCAACAGCGGUUGUCCCAGAGACCUUAGAACCAAGCUUACAGUUGGCAGCUGCUGUUCUUGCACAAGCUAAACUCCCGAUGUCUGAGAUAACAGCAGCUAUUAAUGAGUUUAGGUCCCGUCAUCUUUCUGAGCUUACUGAGCUGUGUGAAGCCAGCGGGAGCUCUCUUGGUUAUGGUUAUUCUCGGAUGAUGACUAAACCUAAAUCACCACCAUUAGAUCUCUCGGACGAGGACGAAGUAACUGAAGGAACUCUAGCAAUAUAGCCUUCAUAUAAAGACGGAAAGAAAUAUAAAAGAAUAGAAAAAAUAUAUGUUUUCUGUGUACUGUGUAGCAAUUUCUUGACCUGUAUUGACAAGAGUUAAAGAAAUUCACGGUCGUCUUAAUCGGUUUCCAAUUUACUAGCUGACUAGCUUUCGCCCGA
Molecule: messenger RNA, 4092 nt
Organism: Daucus carota subsp. sativus
Lineage: Eukaryota; Viridiplantae; Streptophyta; Magnoliopsida; Apiales; Apiaceae
Product: K(+) efflux antiporter 2, chloroplastic
Exons: 21
Coding region: 212-3934 (1240 amino acids)
Biological process (GO): potassium ion transport; proton transmembrane transport
Cellular component (GO): membrane; chloroplast
Molecular function (GO): potassium:proton antiporter activity
Source: RefSeq, a predicted model, not a curated record